AUGCUUAUAUGUGAGUUCAAGCAGAGAAGGCUCCUGCACAUAGUGCCAGAUGACUAUUGUGAAAGAUAUUGCAAGGGCAUCUACAACGAAACAAUCAGAUUAAGGACGUGCGAUGACUCGGAUACAAAUUUUAUAGUCACCAACGAAUAUCAGUUGAUUCUGACAGAUGGAUUUCUAGAAAUCAAAUGGAGCAGAGUCGAUCCAAAUAUAACCAACCUAACCCCGAUCAGCGAAGAGAGAAACUUGAAAUUAAAAGAUCUGAUAGUAUCAGACACUAACCCUGCUAUACGAGGAAGGGAUUAUUUAAAACAACUUGGUGUUGAGACGGUAACUCGCUUUGAAAAGCAAUUGAAUACCUUUAAAGCAAUAGAGAGAAAUGUUCAUUUCCUCCAUGGACCAAAAUCUCUUAAAUUGAAUUUUCAAAGUACGGUUAACUUGAAGGAAAUAAUUGACUAUAUAAAAGAGACCAGUAAUGACAUAAAGGAAUUAGAAAUUAAUGGAAAUAUUGAAACUACUGAAGAUCUUAGGCUUGAGGAAGAUGUUUUUAAAGGAAAGCCAAAUAUAACAUCAUUAACCUUAACUGGAUUUAAUAUUGUGAACUUAUCCACCAAAGUAUUUACUCCUUUGGUUAAUUUGCAAAAACUGGUGAUAUCAAAAUGUACAAUUGGUGAUUUGACCUUUUUAAGCAACCUUCAAAAAAGUCUUCAGCACUUGGUACUGGAAACCAACGAGGUGGUUGAUAUAAAAUACUUUGCAAAUUUUUCCAAUCUCAAAUUAAUCAAGGUCAUUCAUUACAUUGCCGAUGAGAACUACACAGGUUUAAUAUGCCAGCAAAAUAGUUGUAAUUUUUUGCAGGGAAUCUAUGGCGUAAAAUGCCCCGAAAAAUGCCUUUGCCAUUACAUUUACAAGACUUUGGAACUCAAUAUAAACUGCAGCGGUAGAGGUCUAUCAGAAAUUCCGCCUAUACCCAUUCCCCAUAUCGGAAGUGUAAGCCUAAUAUUCAAAGAUAACAAUCUAAGCCAUUUACCAACUAGCCACUUAGGUGGUUAUAAAAUGCUUAAAAAGUUAGAUGUUUCGAGAAACAAGUUAACCGGUUUCCAUGUCAACCAACUUCCUAUAAAAUUGGAUUAUUUUGAUAUCAGCUUUAAUCAAAUAACUAAGAUAAACAGAGAAAUGAUAAAAUAUAUAAAAUCCAUAGCCAUAUUUAAGCAGACGGGCAAUGCAUGGAUUGUUUAUUGCGAUGAUGAGCCUUUAUUGGGCUUAUUUAAGCAUCUUAAAAUGAAUAUUCUAAUGAGAGAAGCUGAAAUGCGACCUGUAUUUAAAAAGUUACUACCUGUUUCACCAGAAGGGUUUAUUAAAUAUUUAGGCCAACACUUGAUUAGACUUGGCGAAAGAAAGAAUGAAUACUUCAUGAUCAAUGAAGGCCUAUUGGUGCCAAGUAUGGUUCAGAAAAUUAAAGACGUUGAUAUAAUCAUGAGCAUCUAUAAGUCCAUGGAAUGGUUGCAUCAAAAACUCCGCUCUGAUAACUCCGAAUAUGAGCUUUAUUAUUAUCAGAAUAUGUCAGUGGCCUGCCCAUAUAAAUGCGAAUGUUGUCAUAAUCGCCGCACUAGUAAUUUAGGAAUUGAUUGCAGGAACACAUUUUUACAUAAUUUCCCGGACGUGGUCCCUAAAAAUCUUUCCUUAAAUCAAAAGGAACAUAUAUCACACCUGCUUGAACUGCAUUUAUCAGGAAAUAAUAUAACAACAGUAACCCUAGACAUGCUACCAGAGAACCUUGGGUUACUAGACCUGCGUAACAACAGCUUGAAAGCCCUUGAUAAUAAGGUAGUUAACUUUCUAAUUCAUUUUAACGACUCCAUCGAAAUUAAGCUGUCAGGGAAUCUUUGGAAUUGUGGCUGUGAAUCAAGAUCUUUACUGUCUUUUUUGAGAGACCACGAAUCACUAGAAUAUAAUAUAACCCUAAACCGUUGCAAUAUAUCUCAAGAGGAUUGUCCUGAUAAAUGUGUUUGUUGCCUGGAUAACUCAACAAGUUCCUCCUUUAUAGUCGAUUGCCGAGGAGAAAAGCUCCAAAAGAUGCCAAAGCUAUCCGGCAAGGUGACCUAUGUGGAUUUAAGGAAAAACAAUAUUACGGAACUACAUCCAAGGGAUCGUCUUUUUAUCGAGAAUAGAACGCAGACAUCUCCCUUAAUAUUGCGGAUGCUUGACAAUCCUUGGUCUUGUUCUUGCAAGGACAUAGAAAAUCUAAACUUCAUGAAAAGCAUAUCUUCAAGUAUUGUGGACUUUACGGAUAUAUUCUGUAGCAGUGGUGAAAAACUCGUCUCGAUAGAUCAGGAUUUCAUAUGUCCUUCUGCUUUCGCCUAUUACUUGGCAUUGGCGAUCUCCCUUUUAGCCAUGAUCAUUGCCAUUAACUUUAUGAUAUGCUUCAGGCAGCCGCUUUUAGUUUGGUUCUACGAGCACGAUGUGUGUUUGAGCCUGGCCGCACGACGAGAACUGGAUGAGUCGAAGAAGUUUGAUGCCUUUCUGGCCUUUACCCACAAGGACGAGGCCCUGGUGGAGGAGUUCGUGGAGAAGCUGGAACACGGGAGACCCAGGUUCCGACUCUGCUUCUACUUGCGAGAUUGGUUAGCGGGGGAAUCCAUUGCCGAUUGCAUCGGAAAUUCUGUCAGAGACUCUCGGCGUAUCAUUAUCCUAAUGACGGAUAACUUCAUGAAAUCCACUUGGGGUCGCCUCGAGUUCCGACUUGCUCUCCAUGCCACGUCAAAAGAUCGAUGCAAGCGCCUGAUUGUUGUUCUUUACCCGGAUGUUAAGAACUUCGAAAGCCUGGACAGCGAGCUGAGGACGUAUAUGGUCUUCAACACCUAUCUGGAGAGGAGCAAUCCAAAUUUCUGGAACAAGCUGAUCUAUUCGAUGCCGCAUGCAAAACUGCGUUACGAUUAA
Messenger RNA from Drosophila eugracilis, 2937 nucleotides. It is a transcript of the gene MstProx, whose product is annotated as toll-like receptor 4. Gene Ontology annotation, biological process: toll-like receptor signaling pathway; immune response. Gene Ontology annotation, molecular function: transmembrane signaling receptor activity. The record is from RefSeq and is a predicted model, not a curated record. Gene Ontology annotation, cellular component: membrane. NCBI's taxonomy places the organism in Eukaryota, Metazoa, Arthropoda, Insecta, Diptera, Drosophilidae.